Melanotaenia boesemani (Boeseman's rainbowfish) is the source of this 6815-nucleotide messenger RNA. RefSeq names its product nuclear receptor coactivator 1 (gene ncoa1). Lineage: Eukaryota; Metazoa; Chordata; Actinopteri; Atheriniformes; Melanotaeniidae. Gene Ontology annotation, cellular component: nucleus. The coding region runs from base 879 to 5309 and encodes 1476 amino acids. The transcript has 22 exons. The record is from RefSeq and is a predicted model, not a curated record. Gene Ontology annotation, biological process: positive regulation of transcription by RNA polymerase II; cellular response to hormone stimulus. Gene Ontology annotation, molecular function: nuclear receptor binding; protein dimerization activity.
GUGAGCGCGCCUUCGUGCGCACGAGCAGUCCUGUUUGUUUGUGUUGAGAUAUUGGAAAUGGCGGAGAGCAGAGACCAAAGCGAUAACUUGGUUUAGCAAACGCGAAUGCACCGUCAUUUAUAUGCAGAAAUCAACCGCAAGUGGUUCUCGGAGUUACUUACGAUUCGCUGCUACCGACAGAAUACAAGUCGCGCCACGGAGUGAAGGAUUUUCGGUGCAAGGUUUGGAUUUAGCAAACUGGUCAGCUAGCUAAGCUAACCGAGCUAGCAACCUGGCUUUAGCUAACUUCAAGUCGUGUGCGAUUUCAACCACGCAGGCUUGUUUGUCAACAUAAGCUGACGUUAAAUUGACAACAAGCCAGCUUACAUACAACUCUUGCCCAGUUUCCAAGCUAACUUACACGUGUCCAGUACAUGGUAGCCACAGCUGACCGCAAAAUGAUCAAUUCACACUAAGUGGAUUAAAAAAAAGUGAGACAUCUGACUAUCCUUGUCGCGACCAAGGAGUAAGUUAAGCUGGUUAGCUUAGUAGCUAACUCGCUUGUUUCUCACACGGUCAAAGCUGCCUUUUGCAUGGGAAUUAAUCACCCAGAACGACAAAUUGAAGCAGGAUUUUACUGGAAGGAUAAUUAGCUACAAGCUGAACAGAGGCCAACAGGCUUCUCCUGCACCAGGGAUGCUGCCAUGUGACGGGGCGGCCUCAGAGCCAUAACCCCACCAUCAGCGCUCCGUCAUCUCCACUUAAAGCUGUUUGCCCACCGCUGACACCACCUGCAGCGUCUGCUUCUUCCCCCUCAGCUUUGCUCAGAGCUCUGAACAAAGCCACCACAGCUGCCACAUGACUCAUCCACUGGAGCCCUAGAUCAAGUCAGUUUAAAAAUGAGUGCAGUAGGGGAAAGCCCCCUGGACCCUGCCACGUCAGAGUCACGCAAGAGGAAGGGCUCACCAUGCGACACAUCGGGGCAAAGUGUGGAGAAGCGGAGACGGGAGCUGGAGUGCCGCUACAUCGAGGAGCUAGCCGAGCUGCUGUCCUCCAACAUGGGUGACAUCGCCAGUCUCAGCGUCAAACCCGACAAGUGCCACAUCCUAAAGAGCACCGUGGACCAAAUCCAGCAGAUCAAACGGCGCGAGCAGGAAAAAGCUGCUCUUCUUUCUCCAGAUGAUGACGUGCAGAAGAGCGACAUCUCCUCCAGUAGUCAGGGGCUGGUGGAGAAGGAGGCGCUGGGGCCCAUGCUGCUCGAGGCCCUUGAUGGAUUUUUCUUUGUGGUGAACCGCGAGGGCCGCAUCGUCUUUGUUUCAGAGAACGUGACAAGUUACCUUGGAUACGCCCAGGAGGAGCUGAUGUCAUCAAGUGUCUACAGCAUCCUUCAUGUGGGAGACCACAAUGAAUUUGUUCGUAAUCUGCUGCCUAAAAGCCUCGUAAACGGCAGCCCGUGGCCCCAGGAACCUGGUCGCAGGAACAGCCACACCUUUAACUGUCGCAUGCUGAAGAGGCCGCCGGACGAGGCGGACUCGGAGAACCAGGAGGCCCGACAGCAGUAUGAGAUCAUGCAGUGUUUCACGUUAUCUCAGCCGCGGGCCGUGCAGGAGGAGGGAGAUGACCUGCAGAGCUGCCUGAUCUGCAUCGCCUGUCGGAUGCCUCGGCCUCAGCCUGUCAGCACCGAGUCCUUCAUUACGAAGCAAGACCCCACAGGGAAGAUAAUCUCCAUAGAAACCAGUGCUUUGCGAGCAACAGGCCGGCCUGGCUGGGAGGACCUGGUCAGAAAGUGCAUCUACGCAUUUUUUCAGCCGCAGGGCAAAGAGCCCUCCCACGCCAAGAAGCUGCUGCAUGAGGUGAUGACCCAUGGCACUGCUAUCAGCCCGCUGUACCAUUUCACAUUAAGCGAUGGCACCCCGCUCAGCGCUCAGACCCGCUGCAAGUUCUGCUGCCCCCCCAACCCUGACGUACAGCCCUUCAUUAUGGGCAUUCACACUAUUGACAGGGAACACAACACUGCUAGCUCUCAGGAAAACACUAACCCCAGCCUUCCAUCGACCCCCAGCAGUAUUGCUCAGACUCCCUCCCGAUCUCCUUCGCUUCCUCCCAGCAGCAACUCAAACCAAGGCUCAAGCCUUCAAACCAACAACAGCAACACCUCCUCCCUCGGACACAGCCCAGUCACACCUGCAGGCUACUUGACGCCCAGUCGGACAAAUUGUCCCCUGCAGGUCAGCAGCCCCUCCCCUCUGAGCAGUCCACACACAGCCACCCCUACCUCUUUUAUGUCACCCAGGAUGCUGCGGGCUAGUCCUGGGUUAGGGGGAAGCCCUCGGGUACCAGGGAACCCCUUCUCUCCCUCCACGCCGGGCCUCCAUUCCCCAGCGGGGGCUCUAAGCAGUGGAGGCAGCCUCAGCAGACAGCAGUCUGGUGGUGAUGGUGGUGUUAGCAGUGGAUCAGGGUCUUUCUCCCUGUCCUCUCCUGUACUUCAUAGACAAGCCAGUACACCCACGAGCUCCUCUACGCAGCCACCGUCAGCAAAGCCCUCAGAGGGAGGGGAGGAAGGGGGAGAAGACUCUACUAAAGCUCCCCUUCCUUCUGUCUCACAGCUGGGUAAUCCCAGACUCAACCAGCUCCUGGAUAGCAGUGGGACAGGAGUUGAAUCCAACAGCAACAUCCACUGCACCUCAUCACCUCAUCCUCCUAACCCCUCUCCAGCCCCCCAGUGCCCAGCCUCCCACAGCAGUCUGACAGAACGACACAAGAUCUUGCACCGGCUGCUCCAGGACAGCAGCCCCAAUGAUGCCUCCACCACCACCGAUGACGGAUUAAACAAAAACGAAAUUGAAAUCAAGAAGGAGCCGCCUGCCAGUCCGGCACGGAGUACAGCACCUCACAAGUCCAGUUCCAGAGAGCCGCAGGAUCACCAGUUACUUCGCUUUCUCCUGGAUACUGACGAAAAGGACUUGGGGGACCUCCCACCUCCAUCGGCUCUGAGCCUUCAGACAGUUAGAGUAAAGGCAGAGAAAAGAGCCAGCGGGGAGGGACUGGCCUGUUCUGGAUCAGCUGGAGGUGCAUCCAAACUUACAGGAGUUUCCAGCAGCUCCGCUUGCAUCAACCCCAAAUCGAGUCCUGUCGGAGAGAACCGUCGAGACAGCCGCAAGGACAGUAGAGACUCCAUGAUUUCUACUGGAUCUGUAGAUAUGGACCCUUUCCACCAGCUGCUGCCUGCCCUGAGAGGCCCAGUUGGGGCCAAACCAGGCAGUGAGGACUCAGUAAACCCUGGAGGAGGCCCCCAGCUCCAGUCUCCAGCCACCCAGCUCCCUGCUCAGCUCCAGUCCCCUGUGCCUCAGCUGCAGUCCCCCCUGUCCCAGCCCCUUUCCCAGUUGCAGUCCCCAUCACCUCAACUCCAUUCCCCUUCCCCCCAGCUCAAACUACAGUCACCCACACAGCUCCAGCCUGGCGAGGCCAGCACUCCCCGCAAUAUAAAUGUGAAGAGAGAACCUCCCGGUACUCCAAACAGAGGGCUCGUUGAUGGUGGCCCACCCUCUGGUUGCAGCCUCCAGAGUCAGUCAUCGUUUGAUUUCUGCAAUCCCGCCACUCCAAGCCAACAGCAGGGCCAGGGAGACCCGUUCCAGACCUGCAAAGACAGCAGCCCAUUUCCAGAGACAGAAAUUAUCAACCCGUUCAGUUCAAGCACUGGCCUAACCAAGAUGGACAUGGGAGACUCCCAGUUCCAGUCUCUGGCUUUGUCAGACACCUUGUCUUUUGAUGGGCUUGGGACCCCUUUACAGGCUUCGUUAGCAUCACCACAAGAGCAGUGUGUGCCAUGCACGUUGGACGAAGUGCUCGGCCCUCCGACCACACCUGAGGCCCGAAGCGACGAGAAGGCUCUGUUAGAGCAGCUCGUCUCCUUCCUCAGCGGCACCGAUGAGAGCGAGCUGGCAGAACUGGACAAAGCCCUGGGUAUCGACAAACUAGUACAGGGUGGCUGCUUCGACCCUUUGCCUCAAAGUUUCCCACUCCAGCAGCCCUCUGCCACCCCAGUUUCCCUGGACCCUAAGCUCUCCACUUACCCUCCCCAGUUUACACCAACUCCACAAGCUCAGUUUCCUCCAGAACUGGCCACGGUGGGGCCACAGGGUUUGGGGUUUGGAGCCCCUCGGGGGUCUUUCCCAGGCGGGAACGCAAACAUGGGGUUGAGGCCGGGGAUGACCAGGCCGCAGGGGAUGGCCACCCAGCCCAGGCUGCCACCCAACCAACUACGCCUGCAGCUGCAGCAGAGACUGCAGGGGCCACAGCAGAUCCAGAACAGGCUGGCAGCCAUGAAUCCAUUUCCAGGAGGAGCCCAGCAAGUCAACCUGGGGAUUCAGCAGGGGGUCCAGCAACCCCAGAUCCCCUCACAACCUCCACUGAAUGCUCAGAUGCUGGCCCAGCGUCAGAGGGAACUCUACAGCAUCCAGCACCGGCAGCGCCAACGCCAACUUUUCCAGCAGAAGGUCAUGCUGAUGAGACAGAACAUGGCAGGCGCUCCAACCGGGACGGCCAGGGUCCCGAAAGGACCACCAACAACGUCUCAGCAGCCGUUCAACUUCCCACCAGGGUACAACCCCAUGACGGGAAACACCCCUACCUCACCAAGUCACUUCAGCCCCGUCUCUGGGGGCCCUCUGGACAGCAAGCUGUCCAUCCGAGUUCCUCUGAACAACCAGACACUGAUGGGUGGCGUGCAGGGCCAGUUCAACAACACCGUCAACUCCUCAUUGCAGCAGGGCCUGUUCCAGCAGUUUGGAGGGUCCACUGUGGUCCAACAAGACUCAUCAUUUCCUCCUGAGAUGAGCCCGACCAGCCCAUUGUUAUCACCUCAAAACUCCACCUCCCAGAAUCCUCUGCUUCAGCAGACCCCACCUCCUGGCUACCAGUCACCAGACAUGAAGAGCUGGCAACAAACAGGCAUGGACAGUCUGUUCAGUCAGUCAGGGCAGAGCGCAGGGCAGCCGUUUGGCCAGCAGGGAGUUUACAACAACAUGAGUAUCACCGUGUCCAUGGCUGGAGGUUCGGGCGGCGUCGGAUCAUUGCCUCCCAUAGGGCAGACGGUCAGCAUGAGCAACAGCAACCUCAACAACGCGGGUUCGGUGUGCAGCGAGCAGCAGGUGCAGCAGGUUCAGGUGUUUGCAGACGUCCAGUGCACAGUGAACCUCGUUGGCAGCGACUCCUACCUGAACCAAGGCUCCAUCGGAGUCACGACCACCCAGAAGGGCCCGGGAACGCAGGGCUCUCAGAACAACCAGGCCCAGCAGAAGAGCCUCCUCCAGCAGCUCCUCACCGAGUGACACCUCCACCCCGUCAGCUCUCCUGCUCCCUCUACUCCUCACUUCUACGCCACCUUGGAGUUCGGCGCACCGGACCCAUUGCUGUCUCUGUCUCACCUUUUAUCGGAUGAAUGGAUGGAUGUUUGUUUGGAUGGCCACAGAGUAAGCUCAGAGAGGUGUGGCUGUCAGUGGAGCUACGCAGCCUAACCACUUCUUUGCAGAGGGAUUCAGGGCCGGUUGUUUUACCGCCCAGUACUUAAAGAAAGUCAGAAGGAGCAGCAGUGUAUUUAAACCUGCCUGUCUAAUCUGUCUGACAACCUGUCUGUCUGCCUCAGCCUAUUAAAGGCAGUGUUGUCUUGCUGCUCAUUCCUUGGUGACCUACUUCCUGCUUCCUGACCCAAGAACACAACUGCGACGUCAUUGUAAAUUUGCCAAGUUGUCGUCACUGUUAAAUCAGGGCCGACCUCCUUUGUUUGUUUGUUUUUGUUGUUUUUGGGGGGGGUUUGUCAGGCCAUUGCAACAGCAGUAUCUUGGAGCAUGUGCUGCAGGAUGUGGGGGUAUCCCACACUGCAGCACCUCUGGCUUUUGUUUUUGUUUUGGGUGUUUGUUUUUUUUGUCCUCCUCUACCUGUUUCUCAGCGAUGUGGGAAUGUUAAGGUUUCAGACCUCUGCAGCAUUGUGGGAUAGAAGCCCAGUAUCAGCUGGUUCUGUUACUGGUUCUCUCUGUUGGCCACAGUGCCUGGUGGAAGUGUGAGUUCUUCCCAAGCUCUGCUUCUUCUUCUACAUAUUCUAUUGCGUCUUCUGUUAUUUUUGAGGGGUUUAUUUGAAUUGUUUUAGUUGGAAAAUCUUCUGCUCUCACCGUCAUCAUCAUCAUCAUCAUCUUCAUGAUCUUCAAAACAAGCUUGGACAACAACCAGAAUGGAUGGUAUUGAUGGAUGGAUGGGAGACAGAUGGGAUGCUGCUCAGUUUGGAACUUAAUUGUCUUUCUCCUCUCCGGGAGGAAGUUUUAUUUUUAUUUUUGUCAAAGUAUAAAGAAAGACUGUUAUGAUUAUUUAACUGUCUGUCCGUCACAUUUUACCCUCACCUCAGCAGCUGUGAAUACAGAGCCCUGAUGGGCUCUCUCUCUCUCUCUCUGUAUCUUCAUGCUAUCUCUCGGCCUAUCAGUGUUGUUUGCCAUGUGCACCAUGCAGGCGGGUAGUAUUGUACAGCACGGAUGGACAAAGACUUUGGGAUGAGCUCACUCUUUUGUUGUAACUGCUUUCCUUAAGAAAAAAGAAAUUGUAAUUAAUUGAUUACUCAAAGCAUCAAAACUACAUUUAAUGUGAUUCAAUCCAUUUUUCUUUUGUUAGUUUUUCUUAAAGUUACCAAGGAGAUAAUUUUUUUGUUAUAUUAUGGCAUAAUACAUGUUGCAGUGGAGCAGGAAGUUAUUCUAUCUUCCAAAAUGUGAAAGUAAAUUCACCAAUUUAAAUUUUUCUAAACUAUAGCUAGACCCUCCCUCCUUCUGGCCAACGCUCUGAGCAUCCACGCU